GCGCGUUCUCCUCCUGCAUCCGCAAACAAUCUUACAGGCCGCUCGCCGUCCUGCUGAAGGGGUUUGUUUCGAAAUCGUACUCGUAGGCUGCCCUUGCGACCGCCUCCUUUCUAUCGUUCACUCUUCCUUUCAGCACACAAUCGACCUACAGACUGUUAUACCGCGUGCAGCAUUCACUUGCAUUGCGCCGGCUUUUGGCGACCUUCAGUCAAGUAUCUUUUUUUUUUCAUCUCCAAAGAUCGUCCCGGAGCAAUUCUUGAUAGACCUUCUACAUCCUAUCUUCCGCACGAACAACUAGCCAUGUACCUGUCAACGUCGUUCUUCCUCCUCUUCUUGUCAUCAUUACCCUCAACUCUCGCGGCGACCGAGUCGAAACCCCCUCCGAAGCCAUGUACCAUUCACUCCCCUUCAACCGGCUCAUUCUUCGACCUUCGCCCUCUCCAAUUGACCCUCGAGGGUACAAAAUACCAAGUCGCCAGUAACGAAUCAUACCAUUCAAAGGGAUAUGAUUAUCCCGCAAAUUUCACCAUGAAUUUCUGCGGCCCAGUGCUUGAGGAGCUGGAAGAUGUCGAGGGAAUACCCACGAGCAGACUGAAAAAUAUCUCGGCCUACUAUAAAGAUUCCCGCGGUGACAUUUACAGCAUUGGCCAACAGAACGACCAGCCUCUCUUUCGGGGCAAGAAGCUAGUCCUCAAUUACACCAUGGGCUCACCCUGUCCCGAUCUUGAUGAGGAUGGCAAUCCCAUCGAUGCGGACCUCGUCGCAGACAAAGCCAACAACAGGCGCAAAUCCACCCUCCUGUCCUUCAUCUGUGAUACCUCCCCACUUCUCUCGACCCGCCCUGCUGUCUCCUUCCUUGGUUCUCCGGACCACUGUACCUACGUCUUCGAAGUUCGAUCUCGCUAUGCUUGCGGUGGCACUUUGCAGUCCGGAGAAAAAGGCACAUUGGGCCCAGGCGCCGUCUUUGGUCUGAUCGCGGGCAUUGCUUUGCUGGUCUAUCUCAUCGGAGGUAUCGUUUAUCAGCGCAACGUGCUGCACCAAAGAGGCUGGAGGCAGUUGCCAAACUACGCCAUGUGGGCGGGUAUCUUCGGCUUCUUCUCGAGGCCCUUUUCCGGGGGGCAACGCCGAAAGCGUCAUCCCUCAGCUGGAAGAGAUUACGAUUGGAAGUCGGACCUGCCUUGACCACCCACGGCUAACCUCAUUUUUACCGAUUGCGUAUAUAGGAUAUGUUUGUUAUCCUGUUCUCCUCAUGCACACAAAGGAUGCCCGGAGGAGUCACGCAACUGUUCGCUGGUCGACGUGGCUACCAUCGGGUAGGCUCUGACGAACGCGGACACGGAAGAGGCCGCACUCCAGACGACGAAAAUAGAUUGAUUGACCAGCUCGACGAAGAGUGGGAAGAUUGAGCAAGGCCACAAAAUCAAUCGUGUCAUUGCUCCUUGAAAAGGCAUCAAACUCGUCGUGCUUCAAAACUUGUGAGACUUCCGGCGAACACACACUGCCGACGCUCCUGGCGGCGCGGAGAUGUGUCUGACAUCAAGAAAAUCGAAUAUUUCGCACAGCAACCACGCUACAGCUCGGUCCAGUCACUGCAUGUCAUCACUAUGAGAUCAAUCUCGCCCUCGAGACUGUUCUUUUCACGUGUUGCCCGAAUUCUGCUCUCCACCAAACUGUCCACCAACGUCAUCUCCUCCUUGACCAAGAUCACUCAAAUCCAUCCCGUCCAACGCGGUGUUACCGAACUCCUCCAUUCCACUGCCUCCGAAGUUCGGUGGUUCAAUAUUAAAUGGUAACAACCACGCCGAUGAACUUGUGUCCAUCCCGCUGGUUCCUCCUCCCGCAAAUGGAUCGUUGAAUCCGUACGUCGUCAGAUCGAGUUGAUCCCAAGGAUUUGUGCUCGCAUAGUUUCCCACCGAGGGGGAGUUGAGAUUGUUCAGUCCUGAGGAAGUGUUUUGGUUGCCGCUGUUGUUGCCGGUGCCGGUAGGGUCCAUGCCGGCGUAUGCGGCGCCAAAGACCAUUUGUCUAUCGAUGGCCGGCAGGGUGGAUAUGAAAUGAAGGUUGUUAUAGUGUGGCGAUGUUGGUGAACCACCAUAGGUGUAAGGGUCCGGGAAUUGGGCGUUUUGGUAUAGUGACGGAGAUGUUAUGUCGAAGCUCGAAAGAUCAAAAGGCUGAUUAAGAUUGAGGUUCAGGUUAAGAUCGGCGCUUGUGGUUGGCAGAUGUUGUCCAGCCGGUUGUUGAGACAUGGACUGUCGUCUAUGCGAGUCCUGCCCAGCAGCGGACGAGCCAGCUCCAGCUUCAGCACCGGCAACCGUAGUAGAGCUCGUCGUAUUGUUGCCUUUA
Cladophialophora immunda is the source of this 2340-nucleotide messenger RNA. RefSeq lists its product as hypothetical. The record is from RefSeq and is a predicted model, not a curated record. Gene Ontology annotation, biological process: vacuolar transport. The coding region runs from base 301 to 1182 and encodes 293 amino acids. The transcript is spliced from 2 exons. NCBI's taxonomy places the organism in Eukaryota, Fungi, Ascomycota, Eurotiomycetes, Chaetothyriales, Herpotrichiellaceae.